Molecule: messenger RNA, 1201 nt
Organism: Harmonia axyridis
Lineage: Eukaryota; Metazoa; Arthropoda; Insecta; Coleoptera; Coccinellidae
Product: nucleoside diphosphate kinase-like
Exons: 5
Coding region: 189-1145 (318 amino acids)
Biological process (GO): UTP biosynthetic process; CTP biosynthetic process; GTP biosynthetic process
Molecular function (GO): nucleoside diphosphate kinase activity
Source: RefSeq, a predicted model, not a curated record
UUCAUUAACAUGGAAACAUUUUCCUAUCUAUCAAAAUUGAUUUGUCUGAAAUGAAGAACCAAACUGGAAUUAAAAUGUUCUGAAAUUAGCAUGAAAUGAUAUCUUGCUAUAAAAUUUAUGAGUUAAUAUUAUAGGAUUAUUGUUCAACGAAUAUUCCAAACAAAUUCUAGUGAAUAAUACUGUGAAAGAUGAAUCCAAACAAAAAUAAUGAAGAAUUGGUAGAUCCGAAAGAUGUAUCUAAACCUUCUUUCACAAAGUGGUUAACCGAGAUUACAUCAUCCUUGGAAAAAAAUCAUAUUAUGCCCACAAAACAUCGUGUAUUUUGUUUCACAGAUAAAAAGCCUGAAAUUCCCUUUAUUUCUACCGACAUUCCUUCAAGGCUAACAACAGAUACAAAUGUCCAACAUUUGGGUGAGAAUGAUAAAAGAAGAUAUGAUUCGACAAAAUAUGGUAAAAGAUCUAUUGUAACACAGAUGUAUUUUGAAAAUACUUCAAGAAAUAUUUCGCUCACGAGCUCAGACUACUUAGUCCCAAGGUUUGAGGGUAUAGAUUUCAAUGAAUUGAAAACCAAAGAUUCACAUCAGAUAGCAUUGGAGAAUUCUUGGAAACGCCUGAAUGAUAUUCAAUUCGAUAAAAAGAGUGGUAAGGAUCGAAAAUCUAGUCAAGCUUUUGGCCAAAUUAUGGCUGAGGUACCUGAGAGAACCUUCAUUAUGGUCAAGCCUGAUGGCGUCCAAAGAGGUCUCGUAGGAAAAAUCAUAAAAAGAUUCGAAGCGAAAGGAUUCAAAUUGGUAGCUUUAAAAUUCGUGUGGCCAAGUGAAGAUUUGCUGAGGAAGCACUACGCCGAUUUGUCAACGAAACCCUUCUUCCCCUCUUUGAUUAAUUAUAUGAGCAGUGGGCCUGUUGUACCUAUGGUAUGGGAGGGUUUGAAUGUAGUGAAAACUGGAAGAGUACUUCUUGGUGCGACUAACCCUGCCGACAGUGCUCCAGGAACUAUAAGAGGAGACCUUUGCAUUCAAACUGGUAGGAACAUAAUUCAUGGAUCAGAUGCCGUUGAAUCAGCUAAAAAAGAAAUCGACUUGUGGUUCACUGAAAAAGAAGUGAUUGAUUGGAAACCAGCUGCAGAAUCUUGGGUAUAUGAAAAUUAAUUGAAUAAUUUAAUUUAUGUAUAUUCAGGAGAACUGAUUUUAAUGAAAUACUCUAA